UGCUGGUCGUAAACAACGAGAUUAAAUUUAGUUUGAGAAAGAAACUCGAAGCAACCCGUCAAAUAAUGGAAUGAAUCUAAUAUAUUAUAAUAGUUAAAUGUGAAGCUUGGAGUGAUAAGAAUAUGAUAAUUGAAAUGGCUGGUGGUAAAAGUAAACCGAACAAAAAAGACGAACAUAUAGAGGAAACGGAUCGGCUCAAAUGCUGGAUUUGUCCAGCGAAAUUUUUCGACAGCACAGAGCAAUAUCAUCAACAUAUAGAGCGAAUACACCAGGGCUACCGAUUUCGUUGUGAGGAUUGUGAAAAUGAAACACUAUUCAAAGACAUCGACACCGCUCGCGAUCACGUGAACAGUUGCCACGAUAUUAAAACCCAUCCGUGUCCUAACUGCGACCAAUCCUUCAAUGAGUUUAAUUUAAGAAAGCACUUGCAGGAAGUCCACCAGAAGGUUCCACAGUACGAGUGUAGCUUAUGUAAGAGCAAACCGUUCGAAGACCGAUGUAGCUACGAGAAUCACGUAUAUAACAAACAUCAAGGAUUUCGAGUAAAGUGUCAUAUUUGCCAUAAAAUGUUAAGAAGUAAGCUGAAAACACACAUUGAAUACAUCCACUCAGAAGGAGUUCCAAGAUGUAACAUCUGCAACAAAGAGUAUAGCAACAAAUACAAAUUAAUGAGGCAUUUGAAGUGUCACACAGAUCCUAGGGAACCAGGUGCAUCGGUACGCUGCGAGCGAUGUAACGAGUCGUUUGAGAGCGUUAGCAAAUUAAAAUAUCAUAAGGCUAAACAUCAAACCAAGAUCUUUCAAUGCGACAAGUGUUCAAAAAUGUUUUAUCGUAACGAAGCUUUAGUUCAACAUCAGAAAACACAUGAAGAGAAAGAGUUAUUGUAAGUGCAGCAAACGCCAAUGCUAGUGAACAUAAACGUAAUCAUAGUCAUCAUACGACGAAAACAGAUUCUUUCUGAUAUUGUUUUUAAUACACAUUUCAUGCCUCUGAAAAGAUAAUGUCGGACGCAUCUUAUAGGAUAAGAGCAACGGAUAACAACGGUGAUAAAGCAAAGAAAAUAGAAGUCGAAGCCAAAUGCAUUAGAUUAACUUAUGGUGAC
Messenger RNA from Topomyia yanbarensis, 1102 nucleotides. Its product is annotated as zinc finger protein 319-like. Gene Ontology annotation, molecular function: RNA polymerase II transcription regulatory region sequence-specific DNA binding; DNA-binding transcription factor activity, RNA polymerase II-specific. The transcript is spliced from 4 exons. Bases 123 to 887 code for a protein of 254 amino acids. Gene Ontology annotation, biological process: regulation of transcription by RNA polymerase II. The record is from RefSeq and is a predicted model, not a curated record. Gene Ontology annotation, cellular component: nucleus. NCBI's taxonomy places the organism in Eukaryota, Metazoa, Arthropoda, Insecta, Diptera, Culicidae.